This is a messenger RNA of Cariama cristata (Red-legged seriema), 827 nucleotides long. RefSeq names its product ribosomal protein S6 kinase alpha-5-like. NCBI's taxonomy places the organism in Eukaryota, Metazoa, Chordata, Aves, Cariamiformes, Cariamidae. The record is from RefSeq and is a predicted model, not a curated record. The annotation marks the transcript as partial. Gene Ontology annotation, biological process: protein phosphorylation; regulation of DNA-templated transcription. The transcript has 8 exons. Gene Ontology annotation, molecular function: protein kinase activity; ATP binding.
AUGGGCCAUUCUGUGAAGGAACAGGUUACACAGACAGUUCUUGGGUCAGAUUCUGACACCGAUCCUAGCAUGGCGAUGUCUAUGGGAUGGGUUCGGGUGAGGAUGGGUUCUGUCAGUGGUAGUGCUAAUUUGACAGGCCAUGCAGAAAAAGUUGGCAUCGAAAACUUCGAACUCCUGAAAGUUCUUGGAACAGGGGCCUAUGGAAAAGUGUUCCUAGUAAGAAAAGUAAGCGGCCAUGAUGCUGGAAAAUUAUAUGCCAUGAAAGUACUGAAGAAAGCAACAAUAGUUCAAAAAGCCAAAACAACUGAGCACACAAGGACAGAACGACAAGUGUUGGAGCACAUUAGGCAAUCACCAUUUUUGGUCACGUUACAUUAUGCCUUCCAGACAGAUACAAAGCUUCAUCUCAUUUUAGACUAUAUAAAUGGAGGAGAAUUAUUUACUCACCUUUCACACAGAGAGAGAUUCUCAGAAAAUGAGGUGCAGAUUUACAUUGGGGAAAUUGUUUUGGCACUUGAACAUCUCCACAAGUUGGGGAUUAUAUAUCGGGAUAUAAAGCUUGAGAAUAUUCUCCUUGAUUCUGACGGACACGUGGUGCUGACAGACUUUGGUCUGAGCAAGGAGUUUCUUACUGAUGAGAAUGAGAGAGCAUAUUCCUUCUGUGGAACAAUAGAAUACAUGGCUCCAGAUAUUGUAAGAGGAGGAGAUACAGGACAUGAUAAGGCUGUUGAUUGGUGGAGUGUUGGUGUUCUUAUGUAUGAAUUAUUAACUGGAGCAUCACCAUUUACAGUUGAUGGAGAGAAGAAUUCCCAAGCAGAGAUCUCUAG